Phycomyces blakesleeanus NRRL 1555(-) is the source of this 486-nucleotide messenger RNA. RefSeq lists its product as hypothetical. NCBI's taxonomy places the organism in Eukaryota, Fungi, Mucoromycota, Mucoromycetes, Mucorales, Phycomycetaceae. The record is from RefSeq and is a predicted model, not a curated record. The transcript has 4 exons. Bases 1 to 486 code for a protein of 161 amino acids.
AUGUUGUCUUCUACCAGAAAACGCCAUGCCCCUAAAAUUAGCGCCCAGACUGUCCGUAAGCUUCUCUACAGUGGCUGUCAAAGUAGUGCCUCCAAUAGCAAUAAAAAUUCACAACAAGACCUUGGUACCAACCAACAAUUAGUAUGUCAUGCCAAUAGAGAUUUUUCCGAUCUUAACUUCAAGCACGUUUCUUUGGAGCUAGGUUGUGUAAAAACUGGUUUGGGUGACCAUGAUGGUGGCCUUGCGUCGUCAAGCGAAAAGAAAUUAGCUCUAUUGAGUUUUAGCUCCCACUCAUCAAAUAAUGCUCCUUCGAGUUUCGCAUUUUCUAACUUGUCGUCUUACUCUCCAGAACUCAACCCAAUAGAACAAUUUUGGCCUGUUGUUAAGAGCAAUGCUAGCAGCCAAGCGGCCCAGUCAUAUUUUGAAGGAUCUUCACACUAUUCCGCUACACGUUUUGAGGACUACUUUGCUGGCCAACCUAUUUAA